Molecule: messenger RNA, 4608 nt
Organism: Chelonia mydas (Green sea turtle)
Lineage: Eukaryota; Metazoa; Chordata; Testudines; Cheloniidae
Gene: PTK2
Product: protein tyrosine kinase 2
Exons: 36
Coding region: 249-3539 (1096 amino acids)
Biological process (GO): signal complex assembly; protein phosphorylation
Cellular component (GO): focal adhesion; cytoskeleton
Molecular function (GO): protein tyrosine kinase activity; ATP binding
Source: RefSeq, a predicted model, not a curated record
GGAGGGGGAGCGGCCUGGAGUGGCCGGGACAGACACACGCAGCGGGGAGGGACGGGAGCCGGUCGGGGCCCUCGGCAGAAGCGGCGGACGGAGGCGAUUCAACUUCGCGGCGUCUCUCCCUCACCUCCCCCGCCAGCUCCCCGCGAGAGCUCGCGCUCCGCCGGGCGGAGACCCGCUCAGCUCAGGCCGAUAUUUCAAGACUUUCCUUUCCAACAGAAUAUGACAGAUACCUAGCAUCUAGCAAAACGAUGGCAGCAGCUUACCUUGAUCCAAACUUGAAUCAUACACCAAGUUCAAGUGCAAAGACACACCUCAGUACUGGGGUGGAGCGUUCCCCAGGGGCCAUGGAACGAGUCUUAAAGGUCUUCCAUUACUUUGAAAGUAGCAGUGAGCCAACAACGUGGGCCAGUAUUAUCCGGCACGGAGAUGCUACUGAUGUCCGGGGCAUAAUUCAGAAGAUAGUGGACAGUCACAAAGUAAAGAAUGUGGCCUGUUAUGGAUUACGGCUCAGUCACCUGCAAUCUGAGGAGGUCCACUGGCUACAUCUGGACAUGGGUGUAUCCAAUGUGAGGGAGAGGUUUGAAUUAGCCCACCCUCCAGAGGAAUGGAAAUAUGAACUGCGAAUCCGAUAUUUACCAAAAGGAUUUCUGAAUCAGUUUACUGAGGACAAGCCAACACUAAAUUUUUUCUAUCAGCAGGUGAAAAAUGAUUAUAUGUUAGAAAUAGCAGAUCAAGUGGACCAGGAAAUUGCUUUGAAGCUAGGUUGCCUUGAAAUCCGGAGAUCCUACUGGGAGAUGAGGGGCAAUGCACUAGAAAAGAAGUCCAACUAUGAAGUUUUAGAGAAAGAUGUUGGCUUAAAGAGAUUUUUUCCGAAGAGUUUGCUGGAUUCUGUAAAGGCCAAAACACUAAGAAAACUGAUUCAACAAACGUUUCGACAGUUUGCCAUCCUCAAUAGAGAAGAAAGUAUUCUGAAAUUCUUUGAGAUCCUGUCUCCAGUAUACAGAUUUGACAAAGAAUGCUUCAAAUGUGCUCUGGGUUCAAGCUGGAUUAUUUCAGUGGAGCUGGCAAUUGGCCCAGAAGAAGGAAUCAGUUACCUUACAGACAAGGGCUCUAAUCCUACCCACCUGGCAGAUUUCAAUCAAGUGCAGACUAUUCAGUAUUCAAACAGUGAAGACAAGGAUAGAAAAGGGAUGUUACAGCUCAAAAUAGCAGGAGCACCUGAGCCUCUGACAGUGACAGCACCAUCCUUAACCAUUGCAGAGAAUAUGGCUGACCUGAUAGACGGAUACUGCAGACUGGUGAAUGGAGCCACACAGUCUUUUAUUAUCAGGCCUCAGAAAGAAGGUGAAAGAGCUUUACCAUCAAUACCAAAGCUGGCCAACAAUGAGAAGCAAGGAGUAAGGUCGCAUACAGUCUCUGUAUCAGGAGUCAGUCACUGUCAGCAUAAAGUAAAGAAAGCUAGGCGCUUUCUCCCUUUCGUCUUCUGUUCCCAUGAGCCACCGCCUAAGGAUGAAAUUAGUGGGGACGAAACAGAUGACUAUGCGGAGAUUAUAGAUGAAGAAGAUACUUACACAAUGCCCUCAAAAAGCUAUGGAAUAGAUGAAGCCAGAGAUUAUGAGAUUCAGAGAGAGAGAAUUGAACUGGGACGCUGUAUCGGAGAAGGACAGUUUGGAGAUGUACAUCAAGGAGUUUACAUGAGUCCAGAAAAUCCAGCUAUGGCUGUUGCAAUCAAAACAUGUAAAAACUGCACUUCAGACAGCGUGAGAGAGAAAUUCUUACAAGAAGCCUUAACAAUGCGUCAGUUUGAUCACCCCCACAUUGUGAAGUUGAUUGGAGUUAUUACGGAAAACCCAGUCUGGAUAAUCAUGGAGCUCUGUACACUAGGGGAGCUGAGAUCAUUUUUGCAAGUAAGAAAAUACAGUUUGGAUCUGGCCUCUCUGAUACUAUAUGCUUAUCAGCUUAGCACAGCACUUGCCUACUUAGAGAGCAAAAGAUUUGUACAUAGGGAUAUUGCUGCUAGAAAUGUGCUGGUAUCCUCCACAGACUGCGUGAAAUUAGGAGACUUUGGUUUGUCCCGAUAUAUGGAAGACAGUACUUACUAUAAAGCUUCCAAAGGAAAAUUACCUAUCAAAUGGAUGGCUCCAGAGUCAAUCAACUUCCGACGUUUUACCUCAGCUAGUGAUGUGUGGAUGUUUGGUGUGUGUAUGUGGGAAAUUUUAAUGCAUGGAGUAAAGCCCUUCCAAGGAGUGAAGAACAAUGAUGUGAUUGGUCGAAUUGAGAAUGGUGAACGGUUACCAAUGCCUCCAAACUGCCCUCCUACUCUCUACAGCCUUAUGACCAAGUGCUGGGCAUAUGACCCCAGCAGACGACCCAGGUUUACUGAACUUAAAGCACAGCUCAGUACAAUACUGGAGGAAGAGAAGCUGCAGCAAGAAGAACGAAUGAGAAUGGAAUCAAGGCGACAAGUCACAGUGUCCUGGGAUUCAGGAGGAUCAGAUGAAGCCCCUCCCAAGCCCAGCAGACCUGGUUAUCCCAGUCCAAGAUCCAGUGAAGGGUUUUAUCCUAGUCCACAGCAUAUGGUACCGCCCAAUCAUUACCAGGUCUCUGGCUAUCCUGGUUCUCAUGGGAUACCAGCCAUGGCAGGCAGCAUUUAUCCUGGCCAGGCAUCUCUUUUGGAUCAAGCAGAUUCCUGGAACCAUCGGCCUCAGGAAAUAUCAAUGUGGCCCCCCACCAUGGAGGAUUCUGGCACUUUGGACAUGCGAGGAAUGGGACAGGUCCUACCAACACAUCUAAUGGAGGAGAGAUUGAUACGACAGCAACAAGAAAUGGAGGAAGAUCAGCGCUGGCUUGAAAAAGAGGAGAGAUUCCUGAAACCUGAUGUGCGGCUCUCCAGAGGCAGCAUAGACCGAGAGGACGGGAGCCUCCAGGGCCCGGCUGGUAACCAGCACAUAUAUCAGCCUGUGGGUAAACCAGAUCAUGCAGCUCCGCCAAAGAAACCACCUCGUCCUGGAGCCCCCAGCCAUUUGGGUAGUCUUGCCAGUCUCAACAGCCCCGUGGACAGCUACAAUGAAGGAGUGAAGCCAUGGAGGCUUCAGCCACAGGAAAUCAGCCCUCCCCCCACUGCCAACUUGGAUCGUUCCAAUGACAAGGUGUAUGAGAAUGUAACUGGACUGGUGAAAGCUGUAAUAGAAAUGUCCAGUAAAAUCCAGCCUGCCCCUCCAGAGGAGUAUGUGCCCAUGGUGAAGGAAGUUGGUUUGGCACUACGAACUUUACUGGCAACAGUAGAUGAGACCAUUCCAGUGCUCCCUGCAAGCACUCACCGAGAGAUUGAGAUGGCACAGAAGCUGUUGAACUCUGACUUGGCUGAACUGAUUAACAAGAUGAAAUUGGCACAGCAAUACGUCAUGACUAGCCUGCAGCAGGAAUACAAAAAGCAAAUGCUCACAGCUGCUCAUGCUCUGGCUGUGGAUGCCAAAAACUUGCUGGAUGUUAUUGAUCAAGCCAGACUGAAAAUGAUUGGUCAGUCCAGACCCCAUUAAACACUGAGGAAGAAUUUUUUGUCGUUCUUUUUAGGAAUAUUGCUCAUGUAAGGAUGUUAUCUAGCCUUCCACCAGCGGUGAGGAUUAACCUGCAUAGUCCUGGAUUUCCAGUGACUCCUGCUUCAUCAGACCUGAUUGACAGCUGUUGGUUUUCUCUCUCUCUCAUUAUAAAAGUUUAACCAAGUUUUUACCAUAAAGCCAAGAUGGUCUGGGAUUCAAAAUGUGGCAUUAUCGCAGAAUGAAGUUUGUACAGAAGCCCUUGGGAAUUGUGACUGGGGAAGACAAUUACAUUUUACAUCAUCACAUAGGAUGUGUGUUACCUAAAAUUUCCAAGGGGUUACAAUCUCAGAGCCAGGACUGUCCGAGCUGCAGAUUGGAGAAAAAUAUUGUGAAGUGAAGAAUUCUGGGAAACCUCAGGGCUGAGAAUUCUUGCCCACAGUAUGCGAGCUAUCCAGACUGGAAUUUUUUAUUAGAACACUUACGUCGCAAUAUGCUAAUCACGAUUUACAGAGAAAGAAAAUAAAAAAGCUAUAUUUUCAAGACUUCAGUCAUUUCAAAAGAAACUAAAGCCCUCUUCAUCUUUCUGCCUUUUACUUUCAUGUGGAUGUGUGAAACAUUUGUUUGGAAACUAGCUGUAGAACACAACUGAAAACUCUUGUAUGUCUUUUCACCAGAAUAACUUGCCAGUUUUUUGUAGCAAUGUUAUUUUCCUUGGAAGCAAAAAGCUGCUUUGUACCAGAGCAACUCAGAGCCGCAUUUAGAAGAGAAGUUCUGUAACCAUAUGUGUUCCCCAUUUUUAUAUAAUUUAUACAGAAAGAUUAAAGCCAUGUUGAAUAUUUUAAACCCACUGUAGUUAACUAACCCAUCUUUGAGUCUAUCUUGCCUGGGAGGAGUUACAGCAGAGCAGUGUGAAUGUUUUCUUUGAUUUUUUUUCCAGUUACACCAUCUGUUCUGUUAAAUAAAAACCACCAUGCUCCCUUUUGUUUGAUGGGGGUUAUAAAUUAUUCUCAGGAAGAAUAUAAUGAACUGUACAGUUACUUUGACCUAUUAAAAAGGUGUUACCAGUGAA